Messenger RNA from Lytechinus variegatus (green sea urchin), 4685 nucleotides. Its product is annotated as photoreceptor-specific nuclear receptor-like. Lineage: Eukaryota; Metazoa; Echinodermata; Echinoidea; Temnopleuroida; Toxopneustidae. The transcript is spliced from 6 exons. The record is from RefSeq and is a predicted model, not a curated record. Gene Ontology annotation, molecular function: RNA polymerase II cis-regulatory region sequence-specific DNA binding; zinc ion binding; nuclear receptor activity. Bases 384 to 2180 code for a protein of 598 amino acids. Gene Ontology annotation, biological process: cell differentiation; regulation of transcription by RNA polymerase II; anatomical structure development.
AUUGCUCUAUCGAUGAAGAUUGUGUGUCAUGGUGUGAAUUUAGACACGGAAUGAAAUCCAUGAAUAAAAUCAUUCUCCCAGUUUUACCAGCUGACAGUUUGAGCUUUGGCAACGGAAUUUAGACACUCGAGUUUUUCGCCUGGUGCAUGUGCUUUCAAGAGAUUGGAAGUUAAAUACUCUGAGGGAAUUUCAGCUUUAUGGUGAAGAUUAAAACAGCGUUUAGUCAAAUAAUACCACUUAACGUCGUCACAUGACUUCCAAUAUAUAAUUUCUAUUUUCAUAACUGUCUUUAAGAUUAUAUCAGAUGGUCAAGUAAGCUAUGUUGCAACAGCUUUUGCUCAGAGAUAACAUUUCCUUUCUGACAGACAAUAUUGACUUCCAUAAUGUCUGCUCAUUCUUCAACUAGUGCUUCUCAUGGGCAAACUAUUCAGUCUGGAAACCUUGAUCAAGAGUUGAUUUGUAAAGAAAGUAAGACCGGGUACCAGUCAGAGGAAUGCAAAGCUCUCAAUGCACAGGAUACGCACCGGGAAAUGGCCAAGGUAUCAAGGGGAGAUUCCCCAAAGAGCUGUGAUGCUUCAACAAUGGACAUGACAGAGACGCUUGGUAAGAGUCAGGAUAGCUCUGCUAAACUUGGUGACACCUAUGCCUCAUCAGAAUCCUCUGGCUUUGAUUCACCCAAUAAACCAGCAAAUACAAGCACCUCUACAGAUGAACAGAAUACGGCUUGUACUCUGGCAACCACUAAUGGCCUAGGUAGCACAUCACCUGAAAGCCAUGCCAACCAAUCACUUCCACGUCAAUUCAUGGUGCCAUCUCUAGUAGAUAUGAAAAGCACGACCGGCGGAAGCACCAAGACGAGCAACAGACAAGAAGCACAUCAUCACCCCAGUCGAGGAGCAGUCAGAGGACUCGAUAUCAUGUGUCAAGUGUGUGGAGACAGGAGUUCAGGACGACAUUAUGGCGUCUACAGCUGCGAUGGUUGUCGGGGUUUCUUCAAGCGGAGUGUUCGAAGGAACCUUGCCUAUGUGUGUAGAGACGGUGGUCGCUGUGUUGUUGAUGUGGCUCGGAGAAACCAGUGUCAGGCAUGCAGGUAUCGAAAAUGUCUUGCUGUUAACAUGAACCGAGAUGCCGUACAACAUGAGAGGGCCCCACGAUGUUUUGCUCGUCCCUACAACAUUCCGGUCACCCAUCCUCAAAACCCGCGCUCUGGAGAUGAUAGCAAACCAGAAAACUCCACCACCCAGGCCCAGAUUUCAAGGAUAACAUCACUUUCCGAACACCAUCCACCCAUAACGAGUUUGACCCCCGAGCGGAGAUCUUGCUUUGUUCCCGUGGUGCCAGAUUACAUUUCUCGACUCCCGCCAAAAACGACCAAUCAAGACGCGGGAAAGUUUGGACCUCUCACACCGUUGACCAAUCAGCAGACUCCAUUGCCCCAUCUCAUGGAUGUACAGCGGUUAGCGGUGGGAGCCUGUGCGAAGAUGGAGAGUAUACAGGAAAAACAGGACAGUAAGCCAACUUAUAUGCCACUUCCGGGUUCACCCUUCAUCCACCCUUUCCCAAUCUCAACAAAUAGCAACGCCCCGCUGACAUCACGUGACUUACUAUACGAGGCCGCCGCACAUUUAUUGUUUAUGACUGUAAAGUGGGCAAGAGGUUUGCCCGCGUUCUUAAGUCUGUCAUUCAGCGAUCAGGCAAUCUUACUGGAGGAAUCUUGGGGGGAGCUCUUCAUCCUUGGUGCCUGUCAGUGGUCGCUCUCCAGGGAAUUCGGGCAGUUGUUCAGCUCAGAGACACUCAAUACGCUGAAGAACGACCAAUCAGAUACGACUAUUCAGAAUGACGUCAGAAUACUUCAGGAUAUCGUGUGCAGAGUGAGAGAGCUACAGACAGAUCCCAUGGAGUUUGCCUGCCUCAAAGCUUUGGCUUUGUUUAGACCAGAUUCUCGUGGUGUUUGUGAGGUAUCAAUAGUUGAGAGACUACAGGACGAGACACAGCUAUCCCUAGCUGAAUACAACCAUACUCAUUACAUGACGCAAAGGGCACGCUUUGGAAAGCUGCUUUUACUACUUCCUUCUGUUCGCAAAGUGCAUUCCAGGACCAUCGUGAACCUGUAUUUCCGUGGAACCAUCGGAAGUGUACCAAUCGAGCGUCUCAUCUGUGAUAUGUUCAAAUCAUGUUAAGCUAGUCUUCUGUACACACACCAUCAUGUCGCAACCACACUACUGAAACCGACUCUGAUAAUAGUUUGUCGUUUAAAAUAACAUUGUGAUCGCUCUCGAAUGAAUUUUUUCGUUAUGACUGAUACAUUACGUGAACCAUCCCGAGUCAUCGCGGGUGACAUUACCAGAUAGCACACACUGAAACCAGUUAACAGCAGGGCUACAAUCCUGGUUUCUCAGCUUGAUCCUUUUCACAAGUGAUAUUCGAUAAGGCUCAGAGUUUGUGAGCUACCAGCUAUCCUACACCUGACUCUCAUAUACAGACGUAUAUAUAGACCUUGAUAUGAUACAAUAAUCCUAUUUGAACCUUCAUAGCUUUUGGUAUGAUUGUUUUUAAGUUUUCCUCUUCACAUCACAAUAGCUUCCCUCUUCAAAUUAAAAGAAGAAAAGAUGUACUGACAAGUUUUUAUUUCAAGAGAAGGAACACAUCUUUAUAUAUACAGUCAUUUUUUUUUACUCUGUAACAUUAUCAAAGGUCUUCAUGUAAUUCAGUCUUUAGGUAUUCAAUCCUAAUUCAUCCAAUUGUCGUCUUUAUAUUUUCACUCUCUAUUUCAUUUCCCCUUUCAAGUGCAAUAUUUCAUAUAUUUAAUACAAUCCAGCUCAUGUUUAUUUCAAUCAAUAAGUCACAAAACAUACAUAGAUACUGUAUAUGUCUAAUGCAUAUUGGGUGCUUAUGUAUAUGGGCAAGAGUCAAAAUUCACAUAUGAACCCCCUAAUUCAAUUAUUUUUCCCACUUAUCUUCUUUUUUUUCAUUCAUAAGUUACUUGUAUCUUUGCUUUUUUACAGGAAGGAAUAUUCAUAAUAAUGAUAUCAAAGUUUCUAUUCCUUUGAUCUAAAAGCAGUUUGUCUAAUUCCCACAGAAUGGACUAAACCCAUUUGAUCUACUAUAAGUUUGGUGAAGUUGCUAUUUGGUCUACAAUACAAUUUGUUUAAUACUCAUUUUAAUGGUAAUUGUCCUAUGAAAUUCAACAAUUUUCUUUAAAAAUAAUAUCAUUAAUGCAGAACUGAUAUUCCCAAUUAAAUCAUACCAUCCACAUUUUCUUCCUUUAUUUCUCUUCUCAUUUCUACAUCUGAAACAAUCAAACACAAUAAUACAAAUAGUUCAGUUUGGGGUGUAUUUUGAAUGUUUUACAGCACACUUCAACAUGUCAAAACAACACGAAUAUAGUAAUAAUUACAUUUGUAUAUACAUUAUAUAUAUCCACAUGUGUAUACACAAGUAGAUAAAAAAACUAUUUGGAUUAUAAAUUCAUGAAAACAUUCUAUUUUUUUCUUCCACAAAGAAUGCAUUGCUGCAUAAAUAUGUGCAGCUUUGGUGCUUAGAAAGCAUAUUCCGACAGUCAAAUGUAAAAUAUGGAUUUUCAUUUUCAUUUUUUACAUGCACUUUAUGACAGAUGACACAUCAUAUUUUGUAAAAAAAACAAAUACAUGUACACACAUAUCUAUUUGAUAUUCAUUCAUAAGAAUACUAAAAUUCCACGCAUCUUGGUAUGUUGCGUGGCUCUCUCUUUACUUUUUUCAUUUCAUUACAUGGUUUAUUUGUUAUAAAUUAUGUAUUAGAAAACCAUACAACAAAGACUGACUGGAAACAAUAAUUAUGAGAAAUCUUUAAAAAAGAGCAAAUAUUUGAUAUAUACAAUACAAUCAAAUAAGCUUAUUUCAGCCAAGAGUCCAAGAAUACCCUCCUUUGUAAGGUUGUCAGAGAAGGGGCAUACUUUAAAUUCAGAGAUGACUAUUGGGAUGAGGCUAUGAUUUCACACUAAUCAGCAAUUAGAGAAAGUGUUGACAUACUUUGGUGUAUAGUUCAUACUCUGUAAUCACCAACUGGUGUAAAUUUUAACACCCCAGUUUUUCAAUCUAAGCUACUCUUAUCCAUGUAAGAUAGUGAACAUUCUUUUAUCUAAGAUAGUUCACAGAGCAAUGCACUAGUAUCAUAAAUAGUACACAGUGCAAUACACUAAUAUCAGAAAUAAUACACAGUGCAAUACACUAAUAUCAGAAAUAGUACACAGUGCAAUGCACUAACAUCAUAAAUAGUACACAGUGUAAUACACUAAUAUCAGAAAUAGCACUCAGUGUAAUACACUAAUAUCAGAAAUAGUACACAGUACAAUAUACUGAUAUCAGAAAUAGUACACAGUGCAAUGCACUAAUAUCAGAAAUAGUACACAGUGUACUAUUAUUAAUAUUAUCCAUUACAAAUCAAAAUAUCAAAAGAUAAUUACUCAGAUAAAACAGGACACCAUCUUAUAUUGAUGGACAAAUUUACACAAUUUACCAUAUGAUUCAUUUUGUACCACUUGGAAACUAAAGGUAAAGAUUCCAUUCCUUUCCCCCAAAAUGUGUCAUACAUAUAUAAUUCUGCAUUUGCAUUAUUCUACUGAUAUCAUGAUAUUAUACACAUUAUUGUAUCUUUUCUAGACUGGUAAAAAUGCAAGGUGAUUAGAUCAAGGAAGGAAAGUUAUA